AUGCCUGGUCUUACCGCUGACGAGAUUCUUGAUCAAAGUUGGACGGCCUCUAACAGGGUCAAGAAAAUCUGCUGCAUCGGGGCAGGAUAUGUUGGAGGACCGACUUGCGCGGUCAUUGCAAACAAGAACCCCGAUGUCGAUGUCACUGUUGUGGACUUGAACACUACCCGGAUCAAUGCGUGGAAUUCGGACAAUCUUCCCAUCUACGAGCCCGGACUGCCUGACAUUGUCAAGUUAGCUCGCGAUGGCGUCGGCCAACGUCGUCCGAACCUUUUCUUCUCUACAAAUGUUGACGCCGCAAUUGCAGAGGCAGACCUCAUCUUCAUCAGCGUCAACACACCCACCAAAACAACCGGAGCUGGGGCCGGCCGGGCCUCCGAAUUGGGCUACUUUGAGGCUGCGGUGCGCAACAUUGCUGAAGUGGCGACAAGUGACAAGAUAAUUGUUGAGAAGAGCACCGUACCUUGCCGGACGGCAGAGAACAUCCGAGAAAUUCUGUCCGCCAUCGGUAGGCCUGGCGUCGAGUUUGAAAUCUUGUCCAACCCGGAGUUCCUCGCCGAAGGCACCGCCAUCGGCGACUUGCUCGAUCCGGGCCGAAUCUUGAUUGGUUCGCUCUCCACCGGAAACGGAUAUCGGGCCGCCGCUGCGCUUGCAGCAAUCUACGGGGCCUGGGUCCCGAAGGGUCGAAUUAUCACGACGAACUUGUGGUCCUCGGAACUUACCAAGCUUGCCGCUAAUGCCUUGUUGGCACAGCGCAUCAGCAGCAUCAAUGCUCUCAGCGCCGUCUGCGAGGCCACGGGUGCAGACAUCGAAGAGGUUGCGUAUACAUGUGGCUUGGACGAACGCAUCGGGCCGAAGAUGCUCAAGGCUUCUGUCGGGUUUGGCGGUUCGUGCUUCAAGAAAGAUGUCUUGAGUCUUACCUACAUCGCUGAAUCACUCCAUCUACCGGAGGUGGCUGCCUACUGGAAGUCGGUGGUUGACAUCAACGAGUACCAGAAAGAGAGGUUCAGCAAGCGUAUCGUGCGUUGCCUCUACAACACUUUGACAUACAAAAAGAUUGCCAUCCUGGGAUUUGCAUACAAGAAGAACACUGGAGACACUCGAGAAACAGCUGCCAUCACCGUCAUCAACCACCUUCUUGCUGAAGGCGCCAUCAUCCGAGUGUACGAUCCCCUGGUAAAGGAAGAAAACAUGUGGGAGGUUCUCGAGCAAAACAAUCGGGACCCGCUUCUUCGAGAAAAGGUCAAGGUAUGCCACGACGUUUACGAUGCCUGCGUCGGCGCUCAUGCCAUCGCGAUUCUCACUGAAUGUGACGAGUUCAGCAACAAAAAAGCAACGACGCAUGUAUCCCCGCCGGAGAUUCGCAGCGCACUGCAGGAGAGCGGCUUCAGCCGCGUGCACAAACUAGCACUCAUGCUGCAAACCCCGGAAACAGACCGCCCUGAGCUUCGGCAGGUUGGCACGGAUGUUUCGGUGAACGAACCCGCAGACAUGCCGGGGACGAACGGGUCGGCGCUAUGGAAGCUUGAUUGGAGCCGCGUCGCAACGCUCAUGCGCCGUCCGAUGUUUGUUUUUGACGGCCGCAACAUCAUCGACCCGUCUGGCCUGGAGACCCUGGGCUUUCGAGUCGAGUGUAUCGGCAAGACCCAUUCAGCGGGCAGUCGAUCCGACUCUCCUCGAUGUGUCUAG
Messenger RNA from Aplosporella prunicola CBS 121167, 1689 nucleotides. RefSeq lists its product as uncharacterized. The record is from RefSeq and is a predicted model, not a curated record. Bases 1 to 1689 code for a protein of 562 amino acids. Gene Ontology annotation, molecular function: NAD binding; UDP-glucose 6-dehydrogenase activity. Gene Ontology annotation, biological process: glycosaminoglycan biosynthetic process. The transcript has 2 exons. Lineage: Eukaryota; Fungi; Ascomycota; Dothideomycetes; Botryosphaeriales; Aplosporellaceae. Gene Ontology annotation, cellular component: nucleus; cytosol.